This is a messenger RNA of Amblyraja radiata (thorny skate), 2118 nucleotides long. It is a transcript of the gene barhl2, whose product is annotated as BarH-like homeobox 2. NCBI's taxonomy places the organism in Eukaryota, Metazoa, Chordata, Chondrichthyes, Rajiformes, Rajidae. Gene Ontology annotation, molecular function: DNA-binding transcription factor activity, RNA polymerase II-specific; DNA binding. The transcript has 4 exons. The record is from RefSeq and is a predicted model, not a curated record. Bases 640 to 1686 code for a protein of 348 amino acids. Gene Ontology annotation, biological process: regulation of DNA-templated transcription.
GAUGCCAAAGAAAAAAAAUGAUAAACACCUCAAUUAAUUAUUUAUGUGGAAUAUUUAAACAAUGAUCCCCCCCCCCUCCCCUCUCAUGCCUAUGAAUAUUCCUGCUGUAAACAAAAAACUCUUCGCUUUAGCCCCGUAUCCGCCUUUUGCUCUUGCUGCUAAUUCAUCGGCGAAAUGCAGAUGUUCGUUGCCAACAUGCAACACCGUCAUUCGCGGAAUAAUGUUGUGUGCCUUGAAACCAGAGCACUUGUUUACAAUACGGCACAAGCGCUUCGCAAAUAGAAUGGUCCGGCGCUAAUAAAUGCCACGCGCAUUGUUAUGUGUGCAUUGUUGAAAAUGGUACUUUUGAAACGAGACAUCUCCAGGUAUAUAUAUAAUAAACAGCGAGCAAGGUCGACCUGCCCCGUGAGUCGGCCUAGCUCAGUCUUGUUAAACCGGGCUGCUGUGGUGGACGCAUAGAACAAGGCGAGCGGGCGGUGAAAGACCCGACACACCACAAGUGUAGACGGCAACAGAUUCCUCGCAUUAUGCAACUGUCCAAAGAAAGAAGAGAUGAAAGAUUGACAGAGACUAAUCGUAAACCCAAUUAAAGUACUGGUUUGAGAUGAAGAUGCGUUCUUAAAACUGUAAGCAACGGCGAUGGAAGGAUCGAACGGGUCUAAAUUUGGAAUAGACACUAUUUUGGCCAACAGUUCUGGUAGCCCGGUGCUGGUGAACGGUGAUUAUCGUCACGGCGACAGCAGGACUUCAGAUUUUCGAAAUCAGGCCACCCCGUCUCCCAGCUCGGAGAUAGACACGGCGGGCACGGCUCCCCUUUCGCCCAUGUCUAUGGAACAUCAGGAGCUGCAUCUCGGGCCGGACAAGCUCCAUCCACAUCAGCAGCAAAGUUUGCAACAACAACAGCCGCCGCCGCCUCAGCAGCAGCAGCAACUGGCCGCGGGCGGCUCUGCUUCCCGGACUUCCACCUCAUCGUUUUUAAUCAAAGACAUCUUGGGCGAUAGCAAACCGCUGGCAGCGUGCGCCCCUUACAGCACCAGUGUCUCCUCGCCCCAUACCCCCAAACCAGAGGCGGAAUCCUUCAGGCAAAAGGCAGAAUCCGAAGAGGCGAAGAACCGCGACAAGCUCGACAAACGAGAUGACACUCCGAAUGAUAGCAUGAAAUGCAACGGCACAAAAGAGGAAGGCGACCGUGAAAUAUCCAGCAGCCGGGACAGUCCCCCAGUGCGGGCGAAGAAACCUCGGAAAGCGAGGACGGCUUUUUCGGACCAUCAGCUCAACCAACUUGAGCGCAGUUUCGAGCGCCAGAAAUAUCUCAGCGUCCAAGACCGCAUGGACCUGGCGGCGGCACUCAAUCUGACAGACACCCAGGUCAAAACCUGGUAUCAGAACAGGAGGACGAAGUGGAAAAGACAGACCGCCGUGGGGUUGGAACUCCUCGCCGAGGCUGGAAAUUACUCCGCUUUGCAGAGAAUGUUCCCAUCGCCCUAUUUCUACCACCCAAGUUUACUAACUAACAUGGACACAACGGCGGCGGCGGCUAUGUACAUGUACCGGACUCCACCGCCCCACCCCGGACUACAGCGGCCGCUUGUCCCGCGAGUCCUGAUCCACGGGCUGGGCCCGGCGGGACAGCCAGCACUCAAUCCUCUGGCCAGCCCUAUCUCGGGCACGGCGCACCCCCGGUGAGAAAGAGAGAGAACGAGAGAGAGAACGAGAGGGUGAAAGGAGAAGAGGGGAAGAAACACACUCACACAUACACACACAGACACACACACACUCACUCACUCACUCACACACACACACACAGACCGCGGAAAGUCGAAAGACGGACAAAAACAAAAACGGACUCUGCUGUAAAGAGAGGACAAGAGGAUCGAGAAUAACGGACUUGGAACUUUGCACUGAUUUCUCGUGACCUUUUCAUCUGAACGUGGCAUGCACCGGAAUAGUGGGAUGUGUACAUUUUGAGGGCGGCGAGGUUUACGCGUAUUUAUUAUAUGUCGCCUGGGAAAAUCCGGUUGAAACUAUCUAUAUAAACGUUACUAAAAGUACAUACAGAUUUUUUUUCCUCAUUUUCAUGCAGUCUUUUCAAUCAAAUAAAUACUUAGCUCAAGUAAA